AUGCGGGCGAAAAACACCGCCGCCGCCGCCAGAAAGCCAACCGAGCGACGAAAGAGCGACGCCGUGGACGACGACGACGCGUCAAGGCCGAUCGCUUCGAGUGCGAAGAACACCAAGGCAAAGUCGUCCAAGAAGACGAACGAUGCGUCGAAGUCGAACGACGUCGGGAUGGAAAAGGACGGACACGUGGAGUUCGCCCAGGCGGAGGCGCUCACGGGACGGCGGCGGACGCUGGAAGCGAAGAAGAAGAAGUCGAGCGGAGGGUUCGAGUCGAUGGAGAUCUUACCCGAGGUGUUUCGAGCGGUGAAGCGGAAGGGAUAUCGAGUACCUACGCCGAUUCAACGGAAGGCGAUACCGCCGGCGCUGGAGGGACGGGACGUAGUCGCGAUGGCGAGGACGGGGAGCGGGAAGACGGCGGCGUUUUUGAUUCCAGUGUUGAGUAAGCUUCGAACGCACAGUUUGAAAGCGGGUGCACGGUGCGUGGUGUUGGCGCCAACGCGGGAGUUAGCGCUGCAGACGUUCGCGUUUGCGAAGGAGUUGUCCAAGUUUACCAAUUUGCGCGUCGCCGCGCUCGUCGGUGGCGACUCCAUGGAGGCACAGUUCGCGGAUCUUAGCAAUAAUCCGGAUAUUAUCGUCGCAACACCCGGCCGAUUGUUGCACCACGUGGAGGAGGUGAAAGCAUUCACGCUGCGAACGGUGUGCCACGUCGUCCUCGAUGAGGCGGAUCGGUUAUUGGAGAUGGGUUUCGCGGAUCAGUUGAGGCAGGUCAUGAGUUCCGUCGCGGAUGUCAGGCAGACGCUAUUAUUCUCGGCGACUUUACCUAGUGCACUGGCCGAAUUCGUCCGAGUGGGUCUGCGUGAGCCCGAAGUCGUGCGUCUGGAUGCUGAGAUGAAAAUUUCAACAGACUUGAAGAUGUCCUUCAUCCUGAUGCGAAACGACGAAAAAGUCGCGGCGUUACUGUAUAUGCUGCGCGAAGUCAUCCCGAAAGGGCAACAGACAGUCGUUUUUGCGUCAACAAGGCACCACGUCGAGUGGUUACACAACUUGCUCGAAUUCGAAGGCGUGCGAGUGUCGAGCAUUUACGGUUCAAUGGACAUGAUGGCGCGCAAGAUGGCGCUCAGCAAGUUCAGAGCGAAGAAGGCUGACGUUCUCAUGGUAACGGACGUUGCGGCGCGCGGUAUCGAUAUUCCUCUCUUAGAUAACGUGAUCAACUACGAUUUCCCAUCAAAGGGUAAGCUUUUCGUGCACCGAGUUGGUCGGGUUGCGAGAGCGGGUCGCACAGGUAACGCGCACAGCUUUCUCGUCAAGGAAGAGCUUGGAUUUUUAGUUGAUUUGCACCUUUUCCUCGGACGUAAGAUAGCCGCGGCGUCCAAGCUUCCACCGAAUUCUACCGAGGAGGCUGCUGAGAUCGCUCGCGCCGCGGACGAGUCCGCGACGUCCAUCAUAGGGACCUGCCCGCUCGGGGCGCUCGACAUGACUGUCGACAGGUUACGUGAACUCAUGAAGGAAAGGGACGAGCUCGAAGGUAUGGAGCGUGCGGCUUCGAACGCUUACAAACUGUACCAAAAAACACGCGGAGCGGCGUCGAGUGAGUCCAUGAGUCGAGCACAGCCACUGAUACACGCGGGUCCGCAUCCACUUUUGUGCGCGAGCGGCGGCGUAGACGCCACCACGCAAGAGCUCGCCCAAAUCACGGCAAGCAUCAGAGCCUACCGCCCACAGGCCACCGUGCUCGAGGCCGAAGUUGCGAGUGCAACUAAGGUCAACGGAUCGAUGAGGCUCACGGAGACGAGUAGAGCGAUGCAACAGAAGCGUCUGAAGGAUGAAAAAUUUAUCAAGGCAAAACGCGAGGGCAAAACCAUCAAGGGGCGUGCACUUCGUCCGCUCGGUGAAGACGAUCCCAUUCUCAACCAGGAGGGGCUCGAUAAUGACGUUAACGACGGUGGUGCCGAUUACGAGGCGAUGGCAGCACCCGCUGAAGAUGCGUUCAACACGGGCAAGUUUCGCGACCAAGAUUUCUUCCUGGACAACGCGCCGCGCGCGGUAAAUCACACCGAGCUGGGUUUAUCAACGCGUGAGGGCGCUUACGGCGCUCUCGAAGACGCUACGAUGGAUCUUGUCGAAGAAGACGGUGCGGGCAUAUCGAGACAAAAGAAACUCUAUCACUGGGACGCUAGAAAGAAGCGUUACGUCCACAUCAGAAGUGACGAAAUCGACCUCAAGCGUGGAGGUAAGCGCAUCAAGAACGAAGCCGGACAGCGCGUCAGUGCCGUUGAAGCGGGCGCUACGUAUAAAAAGUGGGUUGCGAAAACGCACAAGAGUAUUACCGCCACGGGUUCGAUGGAAGACGAGUCCACGGCGAGCCAGCGUGCGUUUGUCGAUUCUUCACGUUUCAAGAGAGGUUGGCACACCAAGGGCGCCCAGCAAGCAGAAGCGCCGAGCGUCUUCGGAGUUGGCGCCGGCGAAGACGAACUCAAAAAUGCGGAUCAGAUUCGAAAAGAGCGCAAAGAGGACAAGAAGAAGAAACAAAGAAUGUCCGGCGGACGAGGUGGCGGCGGACGAGGUGGCGGCGGACGAGGUGGCGGCGGACGAGGUGGCGGCGGACGAGGUGGCGGCGGGCGAGGAGGGCGAGGAGGGCGCAGUGGCGGGCGAGGAGGAGGACGGGGUAAGCGAUGA
Molecule: messenger RNA, 2676 nt
Organism: Ostreococcus tauri
Lineage: Eukaryota; Viridiplantae; Chlorophyta; Mamiellophyceae; Mamiellales; Bathycoccaceae
Product: Helicase, C-terminal
Exons: 1
Coding region: 1-2676 (891 amino acids)
Cellular component (GO): nucleus
Molecular function (GO): RNA helicase activity; RNA binding; ATP binding
Source: RefSeq, a predicted model, not a curated record